Athalia rosae (coleseed sawfly) is the source of this 1896-nucleotide messenger RNA. RefSeq names its product F-box only protein 9. Gene Ontology annotation, cellular component: SCF ubiquitin ligase complex. Gene Ontology annotation, biological process: SCF-dependent proteasomal ubiquitin-dependent protein catabolic process. The coding region runs from base 225 to 1538 and encodes 437 amino acids. The record is from RefSeq and is a predicted model, not a curated record. Gene Ontology annotation, molecular function: protein binding. The transcript has 7 exons. NCBI's taxonomy places the organism in Eukaryota, Metazoa, Arthropoda, Insecta, Hymenoptera, Athaliidae.
CUUUAUGCGAGCCAGGAAAUGAUCACAAUUGAAAUUUCCGAUUUCGUUGGUGUUCCGUACGAUUCAUGAUUUCGUAGCGGUAACGAACGGUGUUACGAAUUACAAAAUAAAAUAUGGCAGCGGUCGCGCCAGUAAGUCUGUAUUUUGUCUCUAUUCGACGACAGUCUGACCGAGAAUAUUUACGCUGAAAACGGUGAAAACCGAUUUGUUGAGAUUGAUCUAUAAUGCAGAGUCAGGCUGCAGAACCUAAAGAAGUUGGGUCUGAUAGCGAUGAUCCGGGGGAGUCUUCGCUUUCAGACCAGGAAACUGUGGAAAGUACUCUUGCAUCAUUCAGAGAAAAAUGGCAGCGUGAGCUUCAAAUAUCACCUAAAAGGGAAUCUAGUAAACAACAUCCUUCUCAGUUUACUGCCAAUAUUUCAUCAGAAGAUGAGACAUCAACUGAAAAUAAGGCUAAAAUGUUAUUCCUCAAAGGCAUAGAGCAUGAGCAAACUGGCAAACUAUAUGAAGCUAUACAGUUUUAUAAACGCGCAGUACAACUUGUACCUGAUAUAGAGUUUCGAUUGUACGAAUCAUCAAAGCCAAAACUGCGAGAAAGACUCGAGUCUGAUAAUAGGAUAGAUGUACAAGUAGAAGAACUGGAUGAAAAGGCAGAUGAUGAAGAAAAUGAUGAAGAUGAUGUAGAUUUACUUACAAAAGUAUCACGAAUAAUCUGCAGAAAUCGAUGUGUUUGCUAUCCACAAUUUGAACAAAGCGCAACACAUAUCUCAGCCUUACCAACAGAGAUAAUAUUGUAUAUUCUUAGAUGGGUUGUAUCUUCUGAGCUUGAUUUAAGAUCUUUGGAGAUGUUUUCGAAAGUAUGUCGGGGCUUUUUUGUGUCUGCUAGAGAUGCGGAGAUUUGGAGACUCGCGUGUGUGAGAGCUUGGGGAGUAAACUGUGGUACAUUCGAGCCCCAAUACCGAUCAUGGAGACAAAUGUAUCUAGAACGUCCAAGGCUUCGUUAUAACGGUUGUUAUAUCAGUAAAACAUCUUAUAUACGUCACGGAGAGAAUAGUUUUCAGGAUCAGUUCUAUCGACCCUGGCAUCUGGUUGAAUACUUUAGGUACCUCAGAUUUUUCCCAGAGGGACGAGUAUUAAUGCUUACAUCAACAGAUGAAGCUCAGACUUGUGUAAAUGCUCUAAAGCAACGCAGCCCCAGAAGUCCAGCAGUUUUGAUAGGACAUUACCGACUUCUUGACAACUGUGUUAUUUUGAUUUUGAAACACCAAGAGACAAAAGGAAAUAAUGUAGUAUAUCGACGUAAAAGACGAGAUCCCAUUCACGACAGUGGCGAACAAACCUUCCAUCUGGAAUUUGAAAUCGAAAACUUACAUAAACGCGCCAACUCACAAUUGGUGUGGAAAACUUACCGUAUAUUCACCAAAUACAGGAACGGGCAAGAGUCUUGUACACAUUUGAGUCUGAAAAACAACUUGUAUCCUCCUUUCAAAUUUAGUCGAGUCAAAAGUUAUACUAUGGAGAGCGAAGCACCCUUGCAAUGAAUACCCUCCCCGAAAUAUUUUUCAGGGCUCAGUACCCACGCCAUAUUUUAACAAGGUGAUCGUGAGAAAUUAUCUAAUUUGCAUAUAAAUGAUGUAUAAUAUGUGAUUUUCAAGCAUAAGGUUUUUUUGGAUCAUUUUUUAUUAUUGUAAAUAUUUUAAUAUUUGUCGAUAAUUGAAUAUGAUCACAAUUAUCUGGAUUACUAUUUCGUGAUCAGUAAUGAAAAUGUAAACAAGGGUGUCUGUUACAGAAAUAUUUUGUUGUUUGAUAUUUGAAGAGCAAGAAUUUCAAGUCUGUUCAGUCUUUCAUGGGCCACUCUGUACAUAUUAUGCAUAAAUAAUAAAUUAUAUGUCUAAUGUU